AUGUCGUACGCGCAUAAUACUCCAGUUCUCAUCCUUAAGGAAGAAACCGACACCAGGUUUGGCAAAAACCAGAUAAUAAGGAAUAUAGAGAUGUGUGAGAAAAUAGCAGACAUUCUUAAGACAACCCUAGGACCAAACGGGCUAGAUAAGAUGUUCUUUAAUGAGAAAAGCAUGCUAAUAACAAAUGAUGGUGCCACAAUAAUGAAGAGUCUAGAGAUAGUGGACCCAGCAGCACAGGUAUUGCUGAAUAUAUCCGAGGCGCAGGAUAGAGACAUAGGAGAUGGCACUACAAGUGUGGUCUUAUUUGCCUCAGCAAUUCUUAAGAAGCUUAAGCCACUGAUCAAGGAGAACACGAAUAUAUGCUUGAUAAUAAAUGAGCUAACCCGGAUAGCCCAGCUGAUCCCGUCAAUCUCAAAGGAUUUGCUUGCCAACUUCAGCCAUGACUCCCUGCAGAUGCUGGCAGAGACAAGCUUAAACUCAAAGAUACUGAACAACCACAAGAGGCACUUUAGUAAGAUAGUGCUGGAGACUUUGUCAACAGAAGACAAAAACAUUUCGAUAAAGAAAGUAAGCGGGGCCUCAAUUGACAGCAGUUUUAUCAUAAAUGGAGUGGCCUUUGAGAAGUGCUUCACAUACGCAGGGUAUGAACAGCAGCCAAAGAGGAUUGCGAACCCAAAGAUUGCUCUGCUGAAGAUGGAGUUGGAAUGGAAAAGUGAAAUAGAGAAUAGCGAGAUGCGUAUAUCUGGGGCCUCAGAGUAUUCCAAGGUGGUUUCAACUGAGUGGAAAUUAAUCACAGACAGAUUGGACAAGAUAAUUGAAUCUGGCGCAAAUGUAGUUCUAAGUACGCUGUCAAUUGGCGAUUAUGCAACGCAGUACUUCGCAAAGUAUGGAAUAUUUUCAGCUGGAAGAGUGCCAGAGGAUGAAAUAGCCCGAAUGACAAACUCCUUUGGAGGGCGUGUUCUCAGCACAGUCUCCUUAAUAAGUGAGAAGACUUUGGGAAAGGCUGUAUUGUUUGAAGAGAAGGAAAUUGGACGCACCCGAUACAAUAUAUUCCAUAACAGCAAUAAGAACAGCAGCACAAUCAUUCUGCGGGGGCCAGGCAUGGAAAUAUUAGCAGAGGUAGAGAGAAGUCUGAAUGACUCAAUGGCUGUCACCAGAAGAACCGCCCUAACUAAGGAAAUCGUCCCAGGAGGAGGCGCAUACGAGAUGGAGGUAAGCAGAAGGCUAAGGCAGAUGGCCAGUGACUCCAAUAAGACAGAAAGAUUCGUUAUAAAGGCAGUUUCAGAGGCAUUUGAAGUGAUUCCCUUCCAACUAGCAAAGAACUUUGGGCACGAUGCUAUAAACACAGUGCAGGUCCUAAGGAAGGCGCAUGAAGAGGGUCUGAUUAAUUAUGGUGUAUCUGAGGGAGGAGUAGAAGACUCUUUAUCUGCAUAUGUUGUAGAGCCGUACGAAGUUAAAAGGCACAUGGGAGUAGCUGCACUUAUGGCAGCAGCAAGCAUCCUUUCAAUUGAUGCCACAAUCGUCUCUGGGAAACAGUAA
Molecule: messenger RNA, 1539 nt
Organism: Nematocida ausubeli
Lineage: Eukaryota; Fungi; Microsporidia
Exons: 1
Coding region: 1-1539 (512 amino acids)
Biological process (GO): protein folding
Cellular component (GO): chaperonin-containing T-complex
Molecular function (GO): ATP hydrolysis activity; ATP binding; ATP-dependent protein folding chaperone
Source: RefSeq, a predicted model, not a curated record